Parastagonospora nodorum SN15 is the source of this 408-nucleotide messenger RNA. RefSeq lists its product as hypothetical. The transcript is spliced from 2 exons. Lineage: Eukaryota; Fungi; Ascomycota; Dothideomycetes; Pleosporales; Phaeosphaeriaceae. The coding region runs from base 1 to 408 and encodes 135 amino acids. The record is from RefSeq and is a predicted model, not a curated record.
AUGAUCACCACAGCCGCGCUGAACAUUUCGUGCUCGUGCACAGAAUGCAACAGUUUCCUGCGCCCCAUCUCAGAAUCAACCACCCCGCAAGGCUCAGGCAAAGAGCAAACAAAGAGCAAAAUCCAGGAUCUGUAUUCACCACUUGAAAUCGACGCCGAUCAUGCGUCGCGCGAGUACAUGUCGAUCAUGACUGCGUUCACAGCGCCGUUCGUUCCAUUUGUGCCAACGACGCCGGGACUUCUGCGCUGCACGCAUGUAAUAAGCACAGAGCGCAUCCCGGUUGUUCCUGGACUGGGUCAGCAAGGAAGCAGAGAAGCAAGCCACUGCGCCGUCGGUAUUGCGAGCGAGGAAGACUUCGAUCUGGGAAGAUGCGGCUUUGAACAGGGCGAAGAUGUGGGCACGACAUAG